Molecule: messenger RNA, 2599 nt
Organism: Capsicum annuum
Lineage: Eukaryota; Viridiplantae; Streptophyta; Magnoliopsida; Solanales; Solanaceae
Product: protein root UVB sensitive 1, chloroplastic
Exons: 7
Coding region: 39-1865 (608 amino acids)
Biological process (GO): developmental process; response to UV-B
Cellular component (GO): chloroplast envelope
Source: RefSeq, a predicted model, not a curated record
CGACCUACCAAACCCUUGGGGAAUUCUCAUUUCUCACUAUGAGCUGCGCCAGCUACACUCUCUUUCUUCCCCAUUUCCCUUCACCGCCGUUCCCCCUCCUCCCUCCGCCGUCCUCCGCCGCCAUCUGCCUUCCUCCUCCCUUCACUCCUCUCAAACUCCACAACUCUCUUCUCCGUCCUUCCGCCAGCCUCGCCAACAACAACAUCGUAAACGGCGCGGGCGGAAACAACGGCGGAAGUAACGGCAACGGCGGGAGUAACGGAGGUAGUAAUGGCGGUGAUUGGUGGAGCAAUUUCUUCAAUUUCGAUAAGCGUAAAUAUCUUCAUCUUCUUCCCUAUUUUAGCGACGAUAUCGAUUCUAUAUUAUCAUGUAAACCAUUUUUAUUGUUCCUUACAUCAUUUUCGUCUUCGAUUACUUGUUGUUUACUAUUAGCGUCAUUUGUACAAGCGAAAGUUAGUAAUAAUGAAGAAACUGUGUAUGAAAUUAGAGGAGGAAAGAGGUAUGAACUUGUACCGGAUUAUACAAAGGAUGAAUUUGUUGUUUCAAAUACUAUGUGGUCGUCGUUGUUGUUGCACGACUCGGAAUCGAGUGGAUUUGUUAACAAUUUGUGGAUGCGAUGUAAGGAGUUAACGAAGAGUUUGUUGCUUCCCGAGGGGUUUCCGGAGAGUGUUACGAGUGAUUACUUGGAGUAUGCACUUUGGAGAGGGGUUCAAGGUGUUGCUGCACAAAUUAGUGGUGUUCUUGCCACUCAGGCCAUGCUUUAUGCUGUCGGAUUAGGGAAAGGGGCUAUUCCUACUGCUGCUGCUGUCAAUUGGGUGCUUAAGGAUGGCAUUGGAUAUCUUAGCAAGAUUCUUUUGUCGAACUAUGGUAGGCAUUUUGAUGUCAAUCCUAAGAGCUGGAGGCUGUUUGCUGACCUUUUGGAGAAUGCUGCUUUUGGGCUAGAGAUUUUGACUCCUGCCUUCCCACAUCUGUUUGUUCCUAUCGGAGCUGUUGCUGGAGCAGGGAGAUCAGCUGCUUCCUUAAUCCAGGCUGCUACAAGGAGCUGUUUCUAUGCGGGUUUUGCUGCUCAGAGGAAUUUCGCUGAGGUGAUUGCGAAGGGUGAAGCUCAAGGAAUGGUGAGCAAAGCUAUUGGAAUCAUGCUUGGCAUUGCCCUGGCUAACUGCACCCGUUCUUCUACAUCUCUUGCUCUUGCUUCCUUUGGAGUAGUAACUUGGAUCCACAUGUUCUGUAAUCUGAAGUCAUAUCAGUCCAUUCAACUAAGGACUUUAAAUCCUUAUCGUGCAAGUCUGGUCUUCAGUGAAUAUCUGCUCAGUGGUCUAGUUCCUUCUGUUAAAGAGGUCAAUGAUGAGGAGCCGCUAUUUCCAGUUGCUAUUUUAAAUCGAAAGGCAGCAUAUGAAACACAAACGGAAAUGCUUUCUGUCCAUGCUAAGCAAGCAGCUGAAGGAAUUGUGCGACGGUUGCAGCUGGGUUCUAAACUUUCUGAUGUUGUUACAAGUCGAGAAGAUGUGCUUGCUCUGUUUGAACUGUACAAGAAUGAAGGUUACAUUUUGACUGAGCACGAAGGAAGAUUUUGUAUUGUACUGAAAGAAAGUUCAUCACCACAAGAUAUGUUGAAGUCAUUGUUUCAUGUCAAUUACCUAUACUGGUUGGAGACAAAUGCAGGAAUCAAGUUGAGCAGUGUAGCUAAUGACUGCAGGCCUGGGGGAAGGCUGCAGAUAUCUUUGGAGUAUGUUGAGAGAGAAUUUAAUCAUGUUAAAAGUGAUGGCGAGGUAGCAGGUUGGGUAACUGACAGUCUCAUCGCGAGGCCUUUGCCAAAUCGAAUUCGCUUGAAUGAUGCCGCUGCAUCUUCUGUUGCGGAAGGGUGACCUUAUAUAGUACAAGACACGGUUUAUCUGAACAAGCUGUUGUUGCCCAGACCCUGAGCUACCAAACCAUCAUUGAUCCGUUCCUUUGGAUUUGCUUCUACAGGUGGAAGUGAUUGAAAACAACUGAUGAAAUACCCGUUUGGUGACUGUGGAAUGAGCUUGAAAUGGUAUCCUACUGGAAUGUGGAUCAAGAAUUGUACGAUGCAAUAAGCUGCUUGAAUGGCUGGGUUCUUGUGAGUAUCUGAAUGCUUUAUUUCAUUGCUGCCUGCUAUUCUAUCAGUAGCUUAGAAGUUCCAUUGAUCUUGAUCAGAUAACACUGCAACAUGUGGGACUCCUUCUCCUCCAUUCUUUCAUGGCUUAGUGAUCUUCUUACUGAUAUUCUUUUUGUAAGUUUACACAUAGAGUAAGCAGCAUAAUGGGAAAUGGAUGAAGUAGACCGAAACAAGUCGAGUUUGGUCACUUUUUUCCGCUGUUACGUUCAAUUUUUGUGCUAAUGAGCCAGUAUGUUUGUGCUAACGACUAGUUAUCUGUUCACCAGUCAUCAAGAAGGUAUGUUGAAGGUAAAAUUUUAGUCUUAUAAAAUUGGGUCAGAUUCAAUGGUGAAUCUGUAUCUAAGUUUGGUGAUUGUAUAGCUCAUACGUCAUGCCAUGUUGUUUUGGGCUCAAUUUGAAAAGUUAUCCUACCAAAUUUGGAUAUGGUUCUUUAAAGCUCAGUUGAAAAUUGAAGUUAAUUUC